UGUCUUUUCAGAAAACACUUGAUUCACCUUUGUAAAAACCCAUAUAACUCUUCUCAACUCGAUUCAUGACUGAACUGUUUUUUCUUUUAUCUGUGGAUACAAUGGGAUUUCUGUAUCUUGUCGAUUUGGAUGAAUAUCCGAAAGAGGAUAUCGUCCAUUGUAACAUAUGCGAAACCAGAAUUGGAUUAGCCAACGAUUUCAUUGAUAGCAUAGACUAUGAGAUGACAGUGGUCUUUCAUAAAAUGUGUAAUGUGCAAGUGGACGAAGAGAAAUACCAUAGACAAGUAAAUGGAAAUACCGUAGCUGAUACGUACUGUGUCAAAUGUGGAAUGCUGCUUGGGAUGAAACUUAUUGUAGUCCCUUAUAGCAACCAGACUCUGCAUCAUAGAGAAGAAUAUUUUUUGAUGAACGCGCUCGAACUUAUUGAUUGUAAUAAUAAGCUGAUGUAUUUAGAUGAAACUGAAGAAGAUGAAGAGUAUGAAGAACAGGAUGAUGCAGAUGCAAAUGAGCACGAUCAUGAUCAAGGUGGAGAGGCAGAUGAACAGGGUCAUAAUGACGAUGGAGGUGCUAAUGAGCACGAUCAAAAUGAAGAAGAUGAAGAAGAUGGUGGAGGUGGUAAUGAGCACCAUCAUGAUCAAGGUGGAGGGACAGAUGAUCAAGAUGGCGUUAAUGAACAUGAAGAUAAUGAUGAAGAUUGAGGCACCAACAAACUAAAUGAAGAUGCUGAUCAUACAAUAUAAAUAGUAGUUGAUCUAAAUGCAGACAUAUCUAAUGAUAAAAUGUAGACAUUUUUCUUAAUAAAUUGUCCUCUUAAGUGAUA
This is a messenger RNA of Solanum lycopersicum (tomato), 820 nucleotides long. RefSeq lists its product as uncharacterized. Lineage: Eukaryota; Viridiplantae; Streptophyta; Magnoliopsida; Solanales; Solanaceae. The record is from RefSeq and is a predicted model, not a curated record.